AUGGAACAUGAUGCAAUACGGUAUCGCCUUUAUCCAAACAAUUCUUUUGUUACAAAAACUGACACUAAUCAUAACCAGUACAGCCUAGGAAACUCGAAAAUUCUAUCAAGAUCUUCAUACGCACUACUAUCUCCAUUGAAUGAUAAGGAGAGGAUAUAUAUGUGCUCUAGUUUUAGUUCAAUGCCACGAAGUAAUUCCGAAUUAAUGCUUGACUCAAUGUCCACGCGUAAAGUCACGUUCUCUCGUAUUCAUUUACCCGAAUCUAUCUCUAUUCAACUAAGCGAGAAAAUGUGCAGGAAAAUGUAUGACGAUGAGAGUAAUUCUGUCAAAAAUAUUGAUGAAAACACAAUUGCUUCAUGCACGAUAUGUGCAAAUAGUCCAUUGAAUAAAACACUCACAGGCUUUCAACACUUUCAGCUUCAGUUACUUCAUCACCCCAAGAAAAUGAUUCAGAAGAAAACAGACGAUAUUAUAGGAUUCAAUCAUAUGGUGUUUCAUCAGCGUUUGAAAGCUACUAUUGGUCUGUUGAUAUUUUGUAAGGUAAGUAUGAAUACUUAUGUACCAAACUCACUGGGUGAUUUAAUUGAAACCUUGAGCAAAGAAUAUGAUACUCGGUCAAAAAGUAAACCGUGCAAACAAAUGGACCAAAAUCAACAAUGCAACGUAAACCGUUCAAGAAGCUAUGUACAGCUAGACAGACAACACAGUAUUCGAGAGAAUUCCAUCAUGAAACAACCGGUAAUGCGUUCAAAUUCUUUUACCUACAAACAACACCAUAGAAGUGUUGUUUAA
Trichobilharzia regenti is the source of this 792-nucleotide messenger RNA. NCBI's taxonomy places the organism in Eukaryota, Metazoa, Platyhelminthes, Trematoda, Strigeidida, Schistosomatidae. The record is from the annotation of a GenBank genome assembly.